This is a messenger RNA of Drosophila eugracilis, 2185 nucleotides long. Its product is annotated as protein a6. NCBI's taxonomy places the organism in Eukaryota, Metazoa, Arthropoda, Insecta, Diptera, Drosophilidae. The coding region runs from base 343 to 1578 and encodes 411 amino acids. The record is from RefSeq and is a predicted model, not a curated record. The transcript has 2 exons.
CAUUAUCGAUGUGUGGCGAUUAUCGAUGCAGUUUUAUAAACAGAAUUCUAAAAUACAACAAAAUCACGUCUUGAGCAGCUGGCGCACGGAAAAGCACUCAACUAGGCACCGCUUGCAUCUCAACAUGCCCUGCGGCAGGAGGCGCAGCGCUUAGAACCGCGCCGCCGCUCCUGGCAGCCCCCUGCCCGCCACGCAAUUAUGCAAGUUGCAGCAACGGAUCCAACUGUACUCGGUACUCGUCGCGCCGCCAGUGGAAGAGCAAGUGGAGUUCCAGCGCCCAGUGCCCAUGAUCCCUAACCCAGAGGCAUCACCACCGCCGUGAGACCAGUACAUAAAAUCGACAUGAACCAGAGACAUUCCGAACCAUUCUACAUAUCGCCCCGGCUGUUCGACAAUAGGAGGCUCAAGAGGCGCCGCUGUCGAUGGAUAGAACGCCUGCGAGAGCGCCAGCGGAUAUGCAUGGCACAGAUGUACGCCCAGGCGACUGUGGUCUCCAAGACUGACCGCCUGUCUCAACUGCAGCGGCGUCAUGUGGCUGCUAAUUUGCCGGCGGACGUAACUAUUGAUCUGCUGUCGGAUGAUGACGACGAUCAAGAGGCGGCUGGACCGUCCAGUGCAUUUGGCCAUAAUCGCCUCCUGAUCCCUGCCCCCAUCGCUGUUGGACAACGACAGCGAUCUAGGGUGGGCAGAAGGCAGACGAACAGAGUCGUCACUCACUCGCAUCUAUUAAACGAGAGCAUCCUGAUAACCAGUGAUGACGAGCACAACGACCAGGAAGCCGGUAGCACGUCUAUGACGCGCCCCCAGCUCUCGAUGCGCUCGCCGCCGCCCCUAGCACCGCUCACUCAUUCGGAGACCAUCGAGGAGGUCACUGUUUCGCUUGUGCCGCGCACCUCCACCACUGCCAAUUGCCAGACGCGUAUGUCCGGCCACCUCAAACCCUGCCGAGCGUCCACGGCGGCCAGCAACGGGUUGGCCAUGGCCGGAGGAGGCAGCGGCACCGAUACAAGCUGCUUCCUGGAGGUCGACGUGGGCGGUGGCAUCACGGCGACGCUGCCGGACGAGACCACCGUGCACACGGUUAUCGCUAACCGCAUUUACGAACUCUCGUUAAGCAAACUGCGAGAAGGCCUGGCCUUCAGCGGAGUGCCAGAAUAUACACACGACCUGCUACCGGAACAGCUGCAGAAACUGUCGCCGGCAUUGCGCGCCAAGGUGGCACCAUUGGUGGCUCCUUCGCCACCAACGCCCAUCUCCCUGAAACUGUCUAGCGACCUCAGCAUAUCACUGAUCUCAGACGACGACGACUGUGAAAGCACCGGACCACAUGCCAAUGGAGCAGUCAGCACGGAGGUGGUACAUCCCGUCGUAGUAGCAGCGGCCGAGGCGCACGCUGCUGCCAAACUGCUCAAGCAACAGCAACCGCAGCUCUCGGUGGUGCAGCACCUGCAGUACGUGGGCAGCGGACUCGCGGCACCCGUGGCUCUGGCCCUCCCGGUGAUGGCCACAAAUGCGACCACAUCCGCCACUGUGGUGGCUCUGCCGCUCCAGCUACCGCGACGCAGAAAACUGGGAUGAACCAGCAAUGGACUGUAUUCUGAUGCCCAGCAAGAUUCGUACACCCAUCGCCAUAAUAUCAUUCCCCGAGUCGGAGGCACGGCUCAGACUUUAUCUAGCAGUGGCUAGUAGUGCAAAUAUGAACGUAGAUUUAGCGACAACACAUCACCGUUUCCCAGGUAUCCUUGAUUGAAUUCGUGUCGAGUCAUUGUUCGUUCUUUUUUUUUUCUCCCCUUCGCCCUUUCCUCUAUCCAUUCCCCAUCUCACUCACUCACCAAUCCCCUGUCUCUGUCAUUCUCAUAUAAUAUUUUAAGCUUUAAAUGAAACGAGACGACAACGUACAAAAAGUAACUAGAAGAGCAUCAUCAACCCAUACAAAAGAAAUGGAAGAACACAAAUUUUUGAAAAUUCAUAGAAGGGAAUAGAAAAUUUGCAAGCGAGAGGCAAAGGAUGGUGAACCCAAUAUUUAUAACGUAAAAAUAGUUAGAUUAAGCUAUACAUUAUGUAUAUUUGAUUAAGAGGAUCGUACUUGGGUGAGUCACAGCCUGUGAUCCGUCGCAGUCCGCCGUCUGUAUUACAUUUCACUUGAUCACCAAAACGGAAUAAAUUUUCAUUGUAUAUACCUGUA